Molecule: messenger RNA, 4128 nt
Organism: Cavenderia fasciculata
Lineage: Eukaryota; Evosea; Eumycetozoa; Acytosteliales; Cavenderiaceae
Exons: 4
Coding region: 1-4128 (1375 amino acids)
Biological process (GO): chromatin remodeling
Cellular component (GO): cytoplasm
Source: RefSeq, a predicted model, not a curated record
AUGGAGACACUUACACCAACUGAAAAGAUACGUCUUACACAAGCAUUCAAUACAUUCAAACCACUAUGUGAUCAACUCAUAACAACUAUAUCUGAUUUUAAAAAGUAUAUUACUACUAAUCAAGAUGACAGAGGUAGUAAUAAGAACAAGAUAAACAUUAAAGAAGUUGAAUCAAAUAUAGUGUAUCUGAUAUCAAACAUAUCAUUUGCAUUGGAUAAAUAUGAAUCAAAUGUAUUGUGUUAUCUAAUCGAUUAUUUGUACAUACCGAUGGCUCUCAUUAUCAAUUCAUCUUCAUCUCCCCUUCCAAGGGGUAAUGAUAAUGAUCGUAGUAAUAGUGACAUUAACAACAAUAUACUUGCAAGAGAUAACGUCAAGAUUCAAGUAUUGUCACUCUUACUCAAACUUGUAACAAAAUUGAAUGGUAUUCAAGUUGCUCAACUCAUUGAUAUGGUAAAUACAAUGACAACUAUUAUUCAUACUUCUUCUUCUUCUUCCUCUUCUUCAACUGAACAUAAACAACCACAACAACAACAACAACAAAAGGAAUUAAUAAUAUACAAGAUAUCAGAUGAAGUAAUGGAAAAGGUAUUAGAAAUAAUUGGAGAAUUAUUUAAAUUGGCAACUAGAGCAUGGAUAAUUAUGGAUGACUCUAGUUCUAGUUCUAGUUCUAGUUCUAGUUCUAGUUCUACUGGUAGUCAGUAUCCAUUGAUUGUAGAGAAUAUACAAAACUAUCAACCGAUGGCAUUCACAAUAUCGACCAUUCUAGACAUUCUCUUGGCCAAAUCAGUAUCACGUACCAUCAAACUGUCGGCAGUGUCAACUUUGACUGCCAUCCUCUCACCUUAUAUCAACCACCCCAAAUCGUUUAAAUCAACUCUUCUCUCACUGUUUCCAGCCACAAUUACAACUCUCUAUCGAGUUGUCAUUAGUGAUUAUAAACUUGGUUCAAAAUUAAAAAUAGAAUCAUUAAAGUUAUUUACGAAUUUGGUCAUAUCAACAAUGGGUCGACAAGAAGAAGAAGAAGAAAAGGAAAAUGAAAAAGAAAAAGGAGAAGAUGUAAUAUUAAAAUACUUGUCAUCUGAUAUGUUGACAACUAAUAAUAAUAAUAGUAAUAAUAAUAAUAAUUCACAACAACAACAAAAAAAGAAUAAUAAUAAUUUAGAUCAAGAUAAUAUUGCAAUUAAAAGUUUACAUAAAUUUUGUUGUAGUAUAUUUCCAAAUUCUGGAUCUUAUUCAAAAUUAAAAAGUCAACCUUUGAAACAACAAUUUGAUCAACAACAACAACAACAACAUUAUCAACAAGAUCCAACACCAUCAUAUUUGAACAAAUCAACUUUAAAAUGGAAUAUAAGAGAAGAGAUGGUUAAAUCAGCCUAUAAAAUACUUGUACAUUGUAAAUCGACACUUUCAUCACUGGUACCACUGUUUAUAGAGGUGUUGGUACUCCAUUCAACCGAUGAUUACCCUUCUAUAGCUGAAUUGGCACAAUCCUAUCUAUCGAUACUGUCAAAGGAUCCAAUGGUAGAUGAUAUUAUAAUCGAAAACUUUAAUCAUCUUUUCCAAUCACUUCCUCGGUUAUUCCAACCAGAAGAUCAAACACCACUGGAACUACAAGAAGAUAAAAAAGAAAUUAUCACUCAACUAGCUUUAUCCUAUCUAAAAAUGGUACCAAAUGAUACUAUUGAAUCAUUUACAACAUUGAGAAUUGAAAUGGUUGUUUCUACUUUUAUUCAAUUAUUGGAAAUAUAUACUCCCCCUCCAAUUAAUAAUAAUAAUAAUAAUAAUAAUAAUAAUAAUAAUAAUAAUAAUAAUAAUAAUAAUAAUAAUAAUAACAAAACAACUCCAUCUCAAACUUUAGAAGAAUCACUUAAAUUUAUUACUGAUAAUCCUUUGGAUAAAAAUAAUAAAAAGAAAUUAGGAAUUUAUGUUGGUAGUAAUCAAACAAGUAAACCAUUUUUAUAUUUUACAAGUGGAAAGGUUGAAAAUAAUAUAUACAAUAUGCUACACUUUCUUGGAAGAUAUGUUAAUCUAAUGGAUUGGAUUGAUCAUGUACUUUCAAUGACUCGUCUCGAUCAUUCACCACGAUCAAAAGAAAUUCUUCUCAUGUUUAACCAUCUCUUUAAAGGAGCUACCAAUAAUAGUUCAGUGGAUUUCUCAGGGUUAAUGUAUAUUUUGGAUGAAUACCUUUCACCAACUCUCCUAAAUCUCCCCAUUUCAAAACAAGAUCAAGAUCCAACUCUUGUUUCAAUCACCACCACCGAUAAUCAUCAAAUUGAAAGAUACCAAAAUAAUAUAAUGAUUCAAUCUUUAAUUAUUGAUGGUAUAGGUUCGAUUGGUUCUUUAUUACCAAAAAAUAGAAAAGUAAUUUAUACAUUGUUGGAGAAAUUUGGAUCAUCAUCAAUGGAUUCAAGUGGAUUGAUAUUACAAUCAAGUAAAAAUACUUUGAACCAACUAUCACAAUUAUUUAAUUAUAAUUCUCUUGAAGAUAUUGUUUAUAAUAAUUCAGAUUAUUUAUUAGGAACUAUUGAAAAUAAUAUGAAAUAUUUAAAAGAAUUUCCAAAUACACCAAAUGUAUUUAAUGGUAUUUUGAAUAUAACUGGAUUAGGGUUUUUACCAUUUUUAAAGGAUACUGUAGACAUGAUAUUAUUUGCAUUGGAUGUUGCAACGGAAAAUUCAGACAAUAUAGUCAUCUUUAUUAAAAUAUUGUAUAAUAUCAUAAAGGUAUUAUAUGAUAACGCUAAAUUGGAAUUAAGUGAUAAAGAAAACAAGGCAAAACAAAAGGAACAAGAUGAAAUAGAAAAACAAAAGAAUUUAACAUUAAAAGAGGAGGAACAAGAAGAAAAAGAGAAUAGAUUGGAAAAAGAUUCAAAGAGUAUUGGUGACAUUAAAUCAUACUUUAUAAAACAUCAUCAAGAAAAAGUAAUUGAUGAAAAAUUAAAAGAUCUUGGUAUAGACCUUAGAAAUCAACAUCAACUACAAUCUUUAAAUAAUAAUAAUAAUAAUAAUAAUCAAAACGAUGAUAGUGGUGAUGAUCAAAAGAAAAAACAACAACAACAACAAAAACAAUAUAAACCAACAACAGAAAGAGAAAGAUUAUUGAUUAGUGAUAUUAUGAAAAAAUGUAAACAUUUUCUAGGAUCAAGAAACAAAUUUAUUAAAAUGAAUAUUAUGGAUAUUAUGGAAAUGGGUAUGGUCAUUGUUUGGACUGGAAAUAGAAAAUUUGGUAGUGAAGAAAUUGAAGAAGAAGAGGAGGAGGAGGAGGAGGAAAAGGAAGGCGAAAAAGAAGGAUUAAAGAAACCAAAUCGAUUUGUAAUGGCAGAGAAUGCAACUAAACAACCUAAAGUGGCUCUAUUCCCAUUGAUACAUAUGAUAUGGGACUCGAUUGUCAAAAGAAUCAAAGAGAAUGAUAGAGUAGUUAGAAAGAGAGCUCUUGAACUAGUUCAAUCUAUUUCCAACUUUGCCAAAGAUUUCAUCAGUCAAAGAUUUUGGACUGAAUUAUUCCCAGUACUUCAAUUAAUCAUUUCACAAGAAUUAUCUUUAAAUCAUUUUAAUUUGAUAAAUCAAAAUAAUAUUAAUAUUAAUAAUAAUAAUAAUAAUAAUAAUAAUAACAAAAUAUCAUUAAAUAUAAUUCAAGAUAAUUUAAAUCAAAAACAUCAACAAAAUCAACAAAAUACUACAACUACUUCAUCUAAAAUUCAAUUACCAUUAAUUAGUAAUAUAGAACAAAAUCAACAAAAGAAUAUUAAAUUUUCAGCACCUUACAAGAUACAAAAAAUAAUCUUGGAUACUUUUAGAAUCGUAUUGUCAAGUGUACACAUUGACAGUACCCAAAUUGCCCAAAUCGCCAAGUUGACACUGCCAUACCUGUCAUUUAGACAACCCGAAGAAUUCCAAGUCAUGGCAAUGGAGAUUUGGAGGUAUCUGAUUGACAAGGAUCAAGACACUCUCUGGCUACUUUUAUUUGAUCUGUCCAAUCAUCCCAUUCCUGCACCACCACCAGCCAAUCCUAUUUUCAUUCCUCUUGACGCAUCUAAACUUCACAGUCAUAGUCACAAGUUUGCAGACUAUCGAUCAAAUGCAAAUGUGCUCUAUACCUAUUUAUUAAAUAUAUCUCCUGUCACUCUCUGA